AUGGCUACUGGAACCGUCGACCGCUCGCCACCCACUGAGGUGCAGGAUCCAUCAUCCACCACACCCAAGAGCCCCGUCGAAGUCCGAUCGGGCCCCAUCCCCGAGCAUGAGGCGCCCGCGGUACCCUCGCCCCGACCCACACCGAUGCACCAGCGACACUUGAGCCCGUUUGUCAUCACCGAUCGACCGGAGGAGAAGCAGCUGGGCCUGUCCAGCCGCAGUCUGAGCCUGCAAGACUUUCGACUCCUGAAGACACUCGGCACGGGCACGUUUGCUCGCGUCUGGCUCGUCAAUCUGAAGAAUGCACAGGAGCGUCGGAACCAGGUGUAUGCGCUGAAGACAUUACGCAAGGCCGAUGUGAUCAGACUCAAGCAGGUCGAACAUGUGCGCAACGAACGCAAGACGCUCGCGGCGGUGUCAGGCCACCCGUUCAUCACGGCGUUGAUCGCGACCUUUGCCGAUGAUCAAAGCUUACAUAUGCUGCUGGAAUACUGCCCUGGUGGCGAGAUUUUCAGCUAUCUACGGCGUGCACGUCGAUUCAACGAGAACACCUCCCGGUUCUACGCGGCGGAGAUCUGUCUCACCAUCGAAUUCCUCCACGACGUCGAAGGAGUGGUCUAUCGCGACCUCAAACCAGAGAACAUCCUCCUCGAUGCCGAAGGCCACAUCAAGCUCGUCGAUUUCGGAUUCGCGAAACAGAUCGGCGACCGCGAAACGUACACCUUAUGCGGGACCCCCGAGUAUCUCGCCCCGGAAGUCAUCCACAACAGCGGUCACGGCUUAGCGGUAGACUGGUGGGCGCUGGGCAUCCUCAUCUACGAAUUCCUAGUCGGCCAGCCGCCGUUCUGGGACCAGAACCCGAUGCGGAUCUACGAACAGAUCGUCGAGGGCCACGUCCGGUACCCACAGGGCAUGUCGGGGGCUGCCCAGAACAUCAUCUCCCUGCUGUGCAAGACGAACCCCACCGAGCGACUGGGUUACAUCUCGGGCGGCUCGGGUCGAGUCAAGGCGCACCCGUUCUUCGAAGGCAUCAACUGGGACGAUCUCUUCCACCGCCGCACGAAGGGACCCAUCCUCCCGCGCGUCGACCACCCCGCCGACACGGGGAACUUCGAAGAAUAUCCCGACCCCGACCUGCGGAACCAGGCCAUCUACUCCGAAGACCUGAAGAGGAAAUACGAAGUUCUGUUCAGCGAUUUCUGA
Messenger RNA from Aspergillus candidus, 1203 nucleotides. RefSeq names its product cAMP-dependent protein kinase. The coding region runs from base 1 to 1203 and encodes 400 amino acids. Lineage: Eukaryota; Fungi; Ascomycota; Eurotiomycetes; Eurotiales; Aspergillaceae. The transcript has 4 exons. Gene Ontology annotation, cellular component: cAMP-dependent protein kinase complex; nucleus. Gene Ontology annotation, biological process: peptidyl-serine phosphorylation. The record is from RefSeq and is a predicted model, not a curated record. Gene Ontology annotation, molecular function: ATP binding; cAMP-dependent protein kinase activity.